AUGUGGGUCUCACAUGUGAAGGAAGAGAGUAUCUUCGUGAGCCUGUCGGGGCCAGGUGGCCGCCUUAUGUUGGCCAGUCUGGUCUGGGGUGGCCAUCCAUUUGGACUCAUGACCUACCUGAUUGACGACUGUCGGCUGCGGGGCGGGGCCUGGCUGUGCGCACCUGAUCGCCCCUUUUCCCUGAAGCGGGAAGGUGUGGAAGAGCUACCUUUGGCAGCUGUUUUCCUCUGGACCCCACACCCUCCUGCGCCCUGCGUGCUGCGCCGCUCAGACCGGCGCUCCGAGAAGUACCCAGCGGCUGUGCAGCUCCCCGAGGGGGCCUCCUCCAGCUGCAUGAGCAUCCGGAGUGCCAGCCAGCCAGGGUUUGAGCUGGUCAUCGUCUGGAGGAUGCACAUAGAUGAAGAAGGGAAGGUUUUGCCGAAGCUGGAUCUUCUCACCCAAGUGCCACAGCGAGCCCUGGAGCUGGACCGGAAGGGAGCAGUCGCAGCUGCUCCUCUUCACUUCCGGGCCCUGCUGGGCCUGCUGGGCAUCGAGGCGGCUCUGGAGAGCCUGCUGAGGCUGCUCUGCGCGGAGGGAAACCCCGGUGCCCACCCAGCACCGCCAGGGGCCUGGGAUGUUACUGAAUAGAAACCACACCCUCAGCACACGUCUGUGCAGUGGUGACACAUGAUCUAUCAACUGUCAGGUCAUGAAAAACACAGACAGCUGUUUAAACACAAAAUGAAAAGCCUGACACAUGAGGAGCAGCUGUGCCCCCUCCCACCCCCAGUAGGCUCUCCCCUCCCCUCGGCCUCCCGAGCUGGAAAGCCGCUCCCCUCAGCCAGUCCUGACACGCACUCUUCUUGACCCAAAACAGCAAGUCUGCACUUCAACCUGCAGUGGGACAGUGAGACCCACUGUCCCCCACAGGCCUGAGCCGUCCCUCCCCUCCCACGCCCCCUCUGUCCCACCCGUGAGCCCCAGUUCCAUGCGCAUCCAGCAGGUAGAGUCUAACGCCUCCUGCCCCCACACUAACAGAAGAUGGGCAGCACUUGAGUAUUUUUCCGACCCUCUGAGUACAGAAGUAAAUGUUAUGACAGAAUUAAAGAAUAAAUUCUAGAAAAACUGGCGUAA
Messenger RNA from Myotis davidii, 1113 nucleotides. RefSeq lists its product as uncharacterized. The record is from RefSeq and is a predicted model, not a curated record. Gene Ontology annotation, cellular component: chromosome, centromeric region; nucleus. NCBI's taxonomy places the organism in Eukaryota, Metazoa, Chordata, Mammalia, Chiroptera, Vespertilionidae. Bases 1 to 627 code for a protein of 208 amino acids. The transcript has 5 exons. Gene Ontology annotation, biological process: CENP-A containing chromatin assembly.